ACACAACAGCAGCAGGUUCUCAUCUGCAGGAAGUUCACAUUCGCUGCAAAGACAAUCGGCACCUGAGCUUUACUGAACAUCGGCAUCUGUACAAUGGACGUCUUCCGCUCACUUUGGUUUAUCGCUGUGACUUUUACAGGUUUAACGAGUGGAACUGGUCUCUUACCAGAUGAUGUACAGACUAAAGCUGUUGGAGGAACAGUGACGUUCAUCACAUCUGUAUCUCCAUCAGAAAAACCACCUUUAACUGUGGCUUGGGACUUUACCAAUAACAAUGGUAAUGUAACUAAUAUAAUAACCAGUGUAUCAAACUACACUGCACCACAGUACGUAGGCAGGAUCACUUUCUUUAGUUCUACUGGAUCUCUGGAGCUCAGAAAUCUGGCUCUUACUGACAGUGGACAAUACCAAGUUACCGCUGUACUAACUGGACCACAGAUCACAGGACAAACUAGACUGAACGUACUUGUACCAGUCUCCAGUGUAGAAGUAACCGUCAGUAGAACAGACUUGGUGGAGUUCAACAGCUCCGUCAGUCUGUCCUGCUCCUCCUCUGGGUCCUCGCUCUCCUUCCUCUGGCUGAACCGCAGCACUGUGGUUACAGCCACUGACAGAGUUCAGCUCACUGAUGGAGGAAGAAAUCUCACUAUAGUCAGUGUGAGCCGCUACGACCAGGGACCGUUCAACUGCAACGUGUCCAAUGCUGUCAGCAGUGGAACCAGCAAGGCAGUAAACCUCUCCAUCAGCUUCGGCCCAGACGAUGUAAAUUUAAAGAAGCUCCCACCACAAGAGAACUAUGUGACAGGGUCCAACGUGAACCUGUCCUGCUCAGCUGACUCCAGUCCUGCUGCCCAGUUCACAUGGUUUCUGAACAGAACCCAGCUGCCUGAUACUGGACCAGAACUCACACUGACCAACAUUCAGACGAGUCAGAGUGGAGACUACAGCUGUCAGGCCUUUAACACCAAGACUCUGAGAUAUCAGACAUCUCAACCCUCAGCUCUUAUUGUACAGGUUCCAGUCUCCAGUAUAACAGUAACCGUCAGUGGGACAGACUUGGUGGAGUUCAACAGCUCCGUCAGUCUGUCCUGCUCCUCCUCUGGGUCCUCGCUCUCCUUCCUCUGGCUGAACCGCAGCUCUGUGGUUACAGCCACUGACAGAGUUCAGCUACUGAAUCUGAACCGUACGAUCACUAUAGUCAAUGUGAGCCGCUACGACCAGGGACCGUUCAGCUGCGGAGUGUCCAAUGCUGUCAGCAGUGGAACCAGUGAGCUAGUGAAACUCUCCAUCAGCUUUGGCCCAGACAAUAUAAAUUUAAAGCCCCCACCAGAACAGAAAUAUGUGACAGGGUCUAACGUGGACCUGUCCUGCUCAGCUGACUCCAGUCCUGCUGCCCAGUUUACAUGGUUUCUGAACAGAACCCAGCUGCCUGAUACUGGACCAGAACUCACACUGACCAACAUUCAGACGAGUCAGAGUGGAGACUACAGCUGUCAGGCCUUUAACACCAAGACUCUGAGAUAUCAAAUGUCUCUACCUUCAGCUGUUAUUGUUCUGGAACAUCAACCUUCAACCGGUGGUUGUUCAGGUGGUUGCAUCGCUGGAAUAGUGAUCGCUGUGGUUGUUGUGGUUGUGGUUGUGGUUCUUCUAGUUUAUUUCCUUUGGCUUAAACCAAAACAGAAAAAAAUAUCUUCUAACAGAGAUGCUGCCACUAGGACGGGAGGUGAAGGUCAGGACAACACAACAUCCCCACAGAACCAGGAGCUGCACUACGCUCACAUCAGCUUCCAGAACAAAAACGGUGGGACUGUCCAGAUGGGACAGGAGGACAACCCAACUCAGUAUGCUGAGAUUAACGCGUACAGGCCUCGUGGGCCGUCCUCUCCCCCGACCUAUGAUGCCCACAUGGACCGAAUGAGAGGCAGAGCUCCUCAGUCUGGAGCUAAUGGUGCACAUGGUGCUCAGGUACAUAGGAACUUGGUUCUGACCUCCGGUGGCGUGGAGAUCCAGACCUCCAUCAAUCCAGCUGUAGCCGGAGGCACACUGACUCUGUCCCUGAGUCCUCCCACGGCCCUGAAUAUUGGAAGCUGGGCGGUGGGGGGGUCCCUCAUCAUCACCUGGGUUGGGGAGCAGCAGGCAUCAUUCGCCAAUUAUAGCGGCAGAGCGUCGGUCAACAUCUUCACGGGGGCUCUCACUCUGAACCCCGUCAUCGCAGCCGACUCUGGAGUCUACAUCCUACAGUGCAGCGACCCUCAGCUGAGCGCCAACACUUCAGUCACUGUUCUGGAGCCCAUUUCUAAUGUGACUCUAACAACAAAUCAAACCAGCCUGAUGGAGUUCAGCGGUUCAACACUUAUGACUUGCUCUGUCUCUUCUGGGUCAUGCCCUUCUCUACUUUGGCUAAACGGCAGCUCCAAAGUUGCAGCAAGUGCCAGAGCUCAGUUCACUAACGGAAACUCCACUCUUCAGAUAGUGAACGUGACGCGCUACGACCAGGGACCGUACGCGUGCUAUGCAUCCAAUGCAGUCAGUAACCAAAGCAGCAACGCAGUGAACCUGACCAUCCUCUAUGGUCCAGAUAACAUGGCUCUUACCGUUAACGGGCAGAACCCAACUUCUGUUUUGGUUGGAUCCAACCUGACUGUGCUCUGUUCAGCACAGUCUAGUCCCCCGGCUCAUCUUCAGUGGCUUUUCAAAGGACAGACUCUGAAUAGCACAGGUUCCAUGUUGAAUCUCUACAACGUCUCUGAAAAUCAAAGCGGUCCAUACUCCUGUGUUGCCUUUAACAAUAUUACUUUUAUAAACACCUCCAUCACGACACAAAUCACAAUAAACUCCUCAGGAGCAAAAGAGCUGUCAGCCAAUGUGUGGCUCCUUCCUCUGCUGUUAUGGGGUGGAUUACUGCUGUCAUUGCCAGGCAUGUUGUAUAAUAACCAGUUAUUAACAAUAUUCUUCAUAAAUACACUUACAUUAGAAUGCAACUACAUACAAACAUACAUUAACUUAAGUUUCUGCUUGUCUUUCUACAGAUGUCUUGAGUGCAGCCAGACUAAUCCAGUGAUCUUCACGAAUGUGAACCCCGUCUCUGUGGGCAGCAACAUCACACUAUUCAGCACCAGAACUGUUUCCCAAGGCGCAUGGCUGUUCAACAAUGAUAUAAUUGUUUUCAUAGCGUCAGGAGCCAGCGUCAUAACUGACAAGUGGAUUUCAAGAGUAACGUACAACUCAAACUCUUCUUCACUGACCAUCAGCUCUGUAACCGUGAGCGACUCCGGAGUGUACACGUUAAAUGCGAUUAAUUCGUUCAGUGCUCAGCUGACUCUGUCUGUCCAAGUGCCCAUCUCCAAUGUGGCCCUGGAGUCCAGAGCCACCAGCCUGGUGGAGUUCAACGACACGGCUGUUCUCACGUGCUCCAUCUCCAACGGCUCGCUGCCGUCGUACGUCUGGCUGAACGGCAGCGCUGAGGUCACAGCCGCCGGGAACGUCCGCCUGAGCGACGCAAACGCCACCCUCACCAUCGCCAACGUGACGCGCUACGACGAGGGGCCGUUCACCUGCAACGUGUCCAACGGCGUCGGCUCUGCAGUCAGCCCUCGUGUUCUCCUCAACAUUAGCUAUGGCCCAAGUAACGCAGAGAUGAGGACCGAGCCCCUGGCACUAAACCACAUCUACAGAACAGGGUCUAACAUCACGCUGACAUGCUCAGCAGAGUCCAAGCCUUCAGCCAGGAUCAUGUGGAUGAUCAAUGACGUGCCCCUGAAUGCGUCUGUGCCUCAGCUUCAGCUGCAGGACGUGACCAGGACCAACUCCGCAAACUACAAAUGCCUCUUUUACAACUCAGUCACACUGAGGUACAGCAGCGCCAGUGUGAGGAUCUCCGUUAUGGAUCCGCUCACAGCAAUUAAUUUGUUUCCCGACAAAGAACCAGCGAUCGUUGAUAAGUCGUUCAGUCUUUACUGUAACGUGACCGGGCCUGUUGAAAGCUUCCAGUGGUGGAGGAACGGUCAGCUAAUCUCUCAGAGCAACACCACGAUCGUGUCCAACAAUACACUGACUUUCAACCCAGUGCUACAAUCAGAUAACGGCCUUUAUGAGUGCCAGGCUACUAACGCUGUGAGCAACGUGACCAGCAGGCCCUUUGCAGUCAAAGUCAACUACGGACCAGAGGUGCCGACCAUCAUGGGUCCAAACACAGCACUCGCAGGAGACAACAUCACCCUCACCUGCUCUGCAUCAUCGUACCCUCCCAGCACCUACGCGUGGUUCUUUAACGGUUCUCUGGUGGCCCACACAUCUGCGUAUGUCACGCCUCCUCUCACGACCAACAUGACUGGGAUUUACACCUGCGUGGCUCACAAUAACGUCACGGGCCUGAACAGUACAGCCCACAAGAUGGUUACUGUAGUAGCCGUACGAGUGAAGGCCCCGGUCCAGCCUGCCAUAGCGGGUCAUCCGUACAUGCUAACGUGCAGCGUGAGCGGACCUGCUGCCAAUGUUCAGUGGAUGAUGGAUGGACAGCACCUGUCUGGAGACAACGCCACGCAUGUGUUGGCGAACAACACCUUGUACUUCCAACCAGUGGCGCGAAACGACACAGGACGUUACCAGUGUGUUGUCGUGAACGCUGGUGAAAACCUGACCAGCCAUCCGUACAUGCUCCUCGUAGACUUCGGACCUGAACCUCCGCUCGUUGAGGGGCCGGCGGUGGCUAAAGUCGGACAGUCCGCCAUCUUCAACUGUUCUGCCGCCUCGGAGCCUCCCAGUCAGAUCAGCUGGUGGUUCAAUGACACCCUGCUGGCCAACGAUUCGGUGUUAGUGAUCGAGCAGUUGUCUUUGAACAUGAGCGGAUACUACACCUGCAUGGCCUUCAACAAUGUGACCGGUCUUAGCAGCACAAGCAGAGUCAUGCUCACAGUCACUGGCAAUUUAACAGUGGUGAUCAAAACCAACAUGGUUCCAGUAAACUCUAGUAACUUCAGUCUGAUCUGUGACGUUGCUGGGCCCUUUGACUGGAUCUACUGGGUGAAGGACAACCAGACCCUCAACCUGAACACCUCCGCCAGCAACACGAGCUAUCACAGCGACAACAACACGCUCUACUUCAGCCCAGUGACCACGUAUGACGACGGGGUUUACUGGUGUGUCGCUGUCAUGAACCUGACUGCACAGUGGAGCCACCCCUACCCCCUCCUGGUUAACUACGGCCCAUUGAGCAUGUCCAUCACGGGCCCAGGCUCCGCUGCACUGCACUCCAGCGUGUCCCUGACAUGCUCUGCUAGUUCUGUGCCCAACUGUGACUUCCAGUGGUACUUUAGUGAUCUGUCCAACUCAGCGGUGGUCAGCCAGACGGGUCCUGUGUUCACCUUCAUAGCAACACUCAAGGCCGAGGGAAACUACACAUGUGCGGCGAGGAACCCUGUGACCAACAUCACAAUGUACCGAACGAAAGGCUUUACUGUCACUGGUCACGCCCCUGCCCUCCACAUGCCAACCCUGGGUGGUCUGACGUCAAUGCUUGCGUGUGCUUUGUCUCUCCUUAUGCUCUUCAGCUGCUGAACCCUCAACAUUUAAAAUAAAUGCAACUUUAAAAGACAAGGUAUAUUCCCAAUGACAGUUAAAACACAAUUGAUAUUAAAUCUGCAAUAUUUGAUUUUGGGGUCUGUCUGUUUAGAGCAAAGUCCAGUUCUUUACUCGAUUUUGAUUCCAUUAAAACUGUUAAGAGACUGUUUGUUUUACUGUGCUCUGAUAACUUUUUAUUUAUGAUCAAUAAAAAUUUGAUACAA
Molecule: messenger RNA, 5783 nt
Organism: Betta splendens (Siamese fighting fish)
Lineage: Eukaryota; Metazoa; Chordata; Actinopteri; Anabantiformes; Osphronemidae
Product: hemicentin-1-like
Exons: 24
Coding region: 94-5556 (1820 amino acids)
Source: RefSeq, a predicted model, not a curated record